Helianthus annuus (common sunflower) is the source of this 2589-nucleotide messenger RNA. RefSeq lists its product as uncharacterized. The record is from RefSeq and is a predicted model, not a curated record. NCBI's taxonomy places the organism in Eukaryota, Viridiplantae, Streptophyta, Magnoliopsida, Asterales, Asteraceae.
GGAUGCAACCCGCAUGAGUAUGAGGAGGAUGGUUUGGAUAUUUGCCUGUGUGACUUUUCUGAACAGGUACAUGCUUAUGCACUACGGGUUGAAGAGGAGGCACAAGAUGUUAUGGCGAUGAAAGAAGGUAGACCACCAUGGACCCAUCAAUUCGAGGGUCUACCGGUGGAAAUCGAUUCGGAUACAAAACCAUCGUUGGAGGAACCACCAAAGUUAGAGCUCAAGGACUUGCCCGGCCACUUGAAGUAUGUAUUUUUAGGGGAUAAUGAUACUUUGCCGGUCAUUAUUGCCUCUAAUUUGGAAGUGGCACAAGAGCAAGCCUUGAUGGAGGUGUUAAAAGCAAACAAGGGUGCUAUUGGAUGGACGAUUGCCGAUCUUAAAGGAAUUAGUCCAUCUAUCGUCAUGCACAAAAUUAUCACAACCGAGGAUGCCAAACCGACACGAGAAGCUCAAAGGCGGUUGAACCCGAACCUAAGGGAGGUAAAGGCCGGCAUUCAAGUAGUCAAGGACGAAAGUGGUGAACAAAUUGCCACCCGACCGGUUACCGGAUGGCGGGUGUGUAUUGACUACCGAAAACUGAAUGCCGCCACUUCUAAGGACCAUUUCCCGCUACCUUUUAUUGACCAAAUUAUUGAAAAAUUGUCGGGUCAAAAAUAUUAUUGCUUCUUAGAUGGGUAUUCGGGUUAUAAUCAAAUUGCCAUACACCCGGAUGACCAACACAAGACCACCUUCACAUGCCCAUACGGCACCUUUGCCUUUAGGCGAAUGCCGUUUGGGUUGUGUAAUGCUCCGGCAACUUUUCAACGAUGUAUGAUGAGUAUUUUCUCGGACAUGGUUGGAGAGUCGCUCGAAGUGUUCAUGGAUGAUUUUUCCAUUUUUGGCACUACUUUUGAUGCUUGCCUCAACGAAUUGCAAAAGGUUUUAAAAAGGUGCGUUGAGAAAAAUUUGGUGCUAAGUUGGGAGAAAAGUCACUUCAUGGUGCAAGAGGGCAUUGUGUUGGGACAUGUGAUUUCGGAAAGGGGGAUGGAGGUGGAUAAGGCAAAGAUACGGGUAAUUUCAUCAUUGCCACCUCCUAAAAAUGUUAAGGGUGUACGGUCAUUCUUGGGACACGCGGGUUUUUAUCGACGUUUCAUUAAGGGUUUUAGUGUUAUCACCAAACCCUUAUGCAAUUUGUUAUUAAAAGAUGUCCCGUUUGACUUUACUAAUGAAUGUAUGCAAGCGUUUACUGUUUUGAAGGAACAUUUGGUCAAGGCGCCUAUCUUGCAACCACCUGAUUGGUCAAAGCCGUUCGAGAUAAUGUGUGAUGCAAGCGAUACCACUAUUGGUGCAGUUUUGGGUCAACGGGUUGACAAGAAGCCGGUGGUUAUUUACUAUGCAAGCAAAACUUUAUCCGAAGCGCAACUUAAUUACACCACAACCGAGAAGGAGUUACUAGCGGUGGUGUAUGCUUUGGAUAAGUUUCGCUCGUAUAUUUGGGGAAGCAAGGUAGUAGUUUACUCGGAUCAUAGUGCGGUUCGGUACUUGAUGGAGAAAAAGGAUGCAAAGCCGCGGUUGAUUCGGUGGGUCUUAUUGUUACAAGAGUUUGAUCUUGAGAUCCGAGACAAAAAGGGAUGUGAGAAUGUUGUCGGUCAUUUGUCCUGAAUCCCGUUGGAAGGUGUAGAUGAUGCAAGUGAAAUCAAUGAACGGUUCCCCGAUGAACAAUUGUUGGCCGUUUCUACUUAUGUUGCCCCUUGGUAUGCUCAUUAUGUUAACUAUUUGGCCAAGGGUGCGAUUCCAAAUCAUUGGACUAAGAAGAGACGACAACAGUUUUCUAGUCAAGUGAAGCAAUAUAUAUGGGACGAACCCGACUUGUUCAAAAUCGGGGCUGAUCAAGUGAUAAGAAGAUGUGUUCCCGAAACUGAAGUUUUAGAGAUAUUGACCCAUGCUCAUUCAUCCGCAUGUGGGGGCCAUUUUAGUGGGAAUAAGACAGGCUAUCGGGUGUUAUCGAGUGGGUUUUAUUGGCCCACGAUUUUCAAGGAUGCUCGUGAGUAUGCCCGAAAUUGCAUCAAUUGUCAAAGAAUGGGAAGCAUUUCGAAACGUGAUGAAAUGCCGUUGCAACCAAUUUUGGUAGUGGAGGUAUUUGAUGGUUGUCAUUUGCCUAUGGAGUUGGCACAUCGGGCGCAUUGGGCGAUCAAGACAGUUAAUGCGGAUUACGACGAGGCGGGUAAGUUGCGGAAAUUACAAUUGAGCGAGAUAGAAGAAAUUCGAGAUGAGGCGUACGAAUGCGCAUCGGCUUAUAAGGAUAAGCUAAAGAAAGUACAUGAUGCGAAGUUACGCAAGAAAACGUUCGAAGUGGGUCAGAAGGUUUGGUUGUACAACUCUCGGUUGAAAAUGUUUGCGGGCAAGCUUAAAAGUAAAUGGAUGGGUCCGUAUGUUAUUCGACGAGUUGGGCAAUUUGGUGAUGUGGAUAUCCAAGACGAGCAAACGUUGAAACAACAAACGGUGAACGGUCACCGCUUGAAGCCAUACUUGGAAGGAAAUGACAUCAAUAACUUGGAGCUUGACAAAGCGGGCUACAUCUUACGCCCGGUUGAGGAGGAACAAUCGUAA